GAUACUGGCGCAUGCGCAUUUUUUAUUUUAUAUAUAUUUUUUAUUUUUUUUAUCGUAGUAGCUCGUUAGAUGUUCGAUUGUUCGCAAGUUAGAGAGAGACAACACCAACCUCCUAUCUUCUAUCUCUUUUUAUUUCGCCGACAGGUUUUAUGCUGGCUUGUUUGCUCGAUGUGUAGUAUCUAUAUAGAGCGCACUCGCUUCGCUCGUGCGGUCAACUUCGCUCUCGUGGAUAAUUGACAAUUUUCCGCACUAGUUGCAUAAUAUAUUAUUUUUAUUACUCAUGCGGGAAAAGUACUAUCUUUUCGGUCGCUAUUGGGGUCGGAAAGACACUGUUUGCCUACUUUACAAUAACAAUAAGCGUUUUGAGUAAAAUAAAUGUCAAUUUCAGUGCGAAAAGUUUACUUGUCGCACCCAAAUUAUACUUACCACACGAAAAUUGACGAUAAAAAGAACACAAUCAAAGUGUCAGUAUUGUAGGCGAUAAGAUUAAUAUGUAGUUCUUUCUUCAUUUUAUUUUUUGUUUAAAAACGCUGUCUUAGACGAUAAGAUUAAUAUUUAGUUCUUCAUUUAUUUUUUUUCCUGUUUGAAUACACUGUCGAUCUUGGUGAAAGGAAACUCCACUCGGAAAUUGGGGGGAAACGAUAUUCCGUUGUUUAUAAAAAACGAAGUUCCGUUAUGCAUGAUUUCACUACGAUCUUUAUUAAAAACAAAAGCUGUACCCAUCGGUUGACUAUGGGGGAGGAUCCUUCUGCUAUUGGUCGAUAGUAUUCAAAAUCUCCUUCCCUCUCCAAAGGGGUGUUACUCAUUUAUGAUAUAAAUACUAUAUUAUAUCAUAAUCUGCAGUUAGUUAUAUUUCUCUGUCUGAACCCCACGAUAUCAAAGAAGUGAGGUUGACAUUUAAAUAAAAUAAUUUAUACUCGCGUAUUAAAAAACUAAAAUUAAAAAUUUUAAUAAGAAACAUGACUGAUAAUCCCCACUUGAUACCGGAAGCUGAUAAUGAAGAUAGUGAUGAAAGAGAUGAUGAAAGUGAGUCUAUACCGCCGGAAAUUAUUGAAAGAGCAAAUGAGGUGAUCAAUAAUCUCAUUCCUGCAACAUCACGACCAAGAUAUGAAUCGGCAUACCGAAAAUUUAUGUUGUGGCGAACAGCAAAACGGAUUACAAGUCUUUCUGAAGCGGUUUUUUUAACGUAUUUUAGUGAACUUUCCGAAACGCUCUCGCCGUCAAGUUUAUGGGCUAAGUAUUCAAUGUUGCGAAGCAUGAUUGAUAUUAAGCACAACCUCAAUAUAUUUAAUUAUUCAAGAUUAAUUGCUUUCUUAAAGCAGAAGAAUAAAGGUUUUAAGAGCAAGAAAGCUAGAACAUUGAGUCCUGAACAAAUUGACCGAUUCCUGCGUGAAGCUCCAGACCGCGAAUUUUUGGCUACAAAGGUUGCUUUAAUUUUUGGGGUGCAAGGUGCAUGUCGGCGAAAAGAAUUUUGUGACGUAGUGAUGGAUGAUAUACAAGAUAAAGGUGACAUGUUAUUGGUAAAAGUUCCGGACAUUAAAACUGGCAGAUCUAGAUCAUUUGUAGUGAUGAACGAAUUUUACGAUAUUUAUAAAAAAUAUGCCAAAUUACGUCCUACCAACUUAAAAACAAAAAGAUUUUUUAUUAGUUAUCGAAACGGUAAAUGUACAACUCAAAACAUCGGCAUCAACACUUUUGGUGGUAUGCCGAAAAAAAUAGCAACGUUUUUGAAGUUGGCAAAUCCAGAAACUUACACUGGACAUUCCUUCAGAAGAACUUCAACUACUUUGUUGGCUGAUACUGGUGCUGAUUUUCUUACCAUAAAAAGACACGGAGGAUGGAGCUCUGUUGCUGAAGGCUACAUCGAAAAUUCCGUGGAUAACAAAAAACAAAUCGGCCAACAAAUCGCAGCAACUAUAACUUCCAGGCCGUCUACUUCAACAGCUCAACAGCCACAAAUUGAUGUAGCUAAUGAACCAGCAAGAGAAGCAACGAUCGACAUUGGAGUAAAAAACGAGGACAAUUUUGAAAUUUUGAAUACGGUCUCAUCAACAAAUUUCCAAAAUUUAAAUAUUUCGUUCUCAAAUUGUUCGAACAUAACAAUUAAUUUAAACGGCACGGCCCGUCACUCCGAUGCCUAUCCGUACACUGGCUCCGUUGCCUCGCCAUCUACCGGUUCGUUGCUUGAACCACUUAUUUCUUAA
This is a messenger RNA of Polistes dominula (European paper wasp), 2204 nucleotides long. RefSeq lists its product as uncharacterized. The record is from RefSeq and is a predicted model, not a curated record. Lineage: Eukaryota; Metazoa; Arthropoda; Insecta; Hymenoptera; Vespidae. Gene Ontology annotation, molecular function: DNA binding. Gene Ontology annotation, biological process: DNA recombination; DNA integration.